Messenger RNA from Rhodotorula toruloides NP11, 612 nucleotides. RefSeq lists its product as uncharacterized. Gene Ontology annotation, biological process: proteasome assembly. The coding region runs from base 1 to 612 and encodes 203 amino acids. The record is from RefSeq and is a predicted model, not a curated record. NCBI's taxonomy places the organism in Eukaryota, Fungi, Basidiomycota, Microbotryomycetes, Sporidiobolales, Sporidiobolaceae. The transcript has 2 exons.
AUGUCUACCUUGCUCGAUCUAGCCAACUUGGACCUCGCUAGCACGCCCGGCGCCACCCCGAAGCCUUCCUCAGCCCCAGCUCCUUCUGCUCUCCCGCCCGUCAUCCCGACCGCUCAGCGCGCUCGCUCAAUCAAUGGGCAGCAGACAGACGUGCUUGUGCAGCUCUUUGCGGACAGGGUCGUCGUGGUCGUGACGCAGAUGGGCAGGAUAGGCUGCAUGAUCCAAGUCUCGCCCCCUCCUUCCUCACUCUCCAUGCUUCCCCCAAUGCCUCCACCAACACACCUGCCUUCCGCCCCUCCCCAGAAUCCACUCGCCGCGCUCCCCCGCCCCGACCCCUCAAGCAUCCUCACACCCCUCUUCGGCGUCCCUCCCUCUCCACAUCUCUCCUACCUGCACGACCUGUACGCCUCGCAGAUCGGGGCGAUCGUCUUUCGGAAGAUGGGGGGAGGGGAUGUGCUAAGUGGAGGAGCGAAGCCUGUUGUGCUGGGUAUUGGGUUGAAGCAGCGGGCGAGCGGGGCGGAAGGUGAGGAUGAGGACGAUGUGGAGUUGACGCAGGCGGAGAGGGAGACGUUUGCGCAGGUUAUGGAGAUGGUGGGCGAGUGUCUGGGUUGA